This is a messenger RNA of Dendroctonus ponderosae (mountain pine beetle), 3853 nucleotides long. It is a transcript of the gene ASPP, whose product is annotated as apoptosis-stimulating of p53 protein 2. Gene Ontology annotation, cellular component: nucleus. Gene Ontology annotation, molecular function: p53 binding. Gene Ontology annotation, biological process: regulation of apoptotic process. The record is from RefSeq and is a predicted model, not a curated record. Lineage: Eukaryota; Metazoa; Arthropoda; Insecta; Coleoptera; Curculionidae.
CGAAAAAUUGCCCAAACCACCAGAACCCGCCAAGUGUUCGAGCUAUUUCAGAUUUUUUUGUUUCGCGCUGUCGUUCGUCUUGUGCGUUUAUGUGCGCGUUAUUCUGCACUUUUCCCGUGGAUUAGCGAGGUUUUCAUGGAUUUAUUGACGGAAACUCGGGCGAAAGAAUGAUGAUAGUGACAGUGUUUAACUAUGGGUCCAAGACUUCAGUGCCCAUUACGCCUCAUACAACUGUUUCGGAUAUUAUCGAAUGCUGCAGGGAUCCAGGAGAUGAACACUGCAAACUGAUUUGCCCGGCAAUUGAAGAUGUGCCGCUUAAGGACUCGGAUCGUCCUCUGGAAAUUCUGCAACGAUGGGGAUCCGGUCGGCUGAUGCUCCGCUACACCACAUUAAGGGCUAAUGGAGAGACCAUCGAAAAUAGAGAUGGUAUGAAGGAGCCCGAACACUUUGGUGAAACGUUACCAGACGGAGUGCAGUUGACACUGACCGAGCUGCGCGACAUGGCGUGCAGGCAGCAGGCGCAGAUCGACUCGCAGCACCAACUUCUAGCCGCCAAAGAGCAGCGCCUGCGCUACUUGAAGGAGCAGGAUGCGCGAACGCAGCGCGUCCAAGCCGAAAGCGAGCGACUGCGCCGCUUGCGCGACCGCGUGGAGGCGCAGGAGCUGAAGCUGCGCAAAUUGAGAGCGCUGCGCGGACAGGUGGACCAUCAGAAACAGAAUAACAUUAGUCUCACAAGUGACCUUGAUUCAAUUAGAGCGCUCUUCAAUGAAAAGGAGAAGGAGCUAUCGCUGGCUGUUGCCAAAGUGGAAGAGCUGACACGACAACUGGAAGAGUUGAGACGAGGGCGAACGAAUAGAGACCCACCGCCGGCCUCAGCUUUAGAGCUAGACAAAUUGAGACGGGAGCUAAUGUUUCGAAACAAGCUAAACGAGCAACAAAAUCAAAGGCUUAACCAGCAAAGGGAGGCACUUACUGCCAGACAGGAGGAAAUGAGCGCUAUCGAUAAAAGGAUAUCGGAACUGCAGGAAAGGCUGCAGAGGAAACGGCACCUCAACCAGCAGCUGGCGAGCCAAAUUAGCGCCGCUUCGCAUAAAGCUGCUUACCACCAAUUUGUUCGGUUAACUGGAACUGCUGAGCAGAACAAUGAAGCUUUCGCCCGCAGCCAAAUUCAGAACACCAUUCCUCCCAAUGGUUUGCUGCGAAGUAAUAUUGCGGCGGUCGAACCAUACAAUCAUGUUCCUUUACAGCAAAAUCAACCGAUUCGAAGCACUCAAACACAAGACCAAACGGCAUAUCAUCCGGCAUAUCAGCAACAUAUCAAACUGGAACCCAACAACGAUGUCCAAGAACAAUUGGCCCACAAGAUGGCCAAUGUCUACAUUCCGCGAAACGACGACGACAAUCUGAAGGAAUUCUCCGUAUCGAAAUCAGACCCCAAAUAUCAAACAUUGCCUUACAACACCAAGUUCACCGUCAACCUGCUGACCAACAACAAGAACCUGAAGAACGACCACAACAGCAACGAGAAAGACGACAGUAACUACAUAUCAAAUGCAGUCAACAGCAAUAUGAACAAUGUCAUCCAGGCGGCGCAUAUGAUGGUGCACAGCGCCCCACUCAGUCAAGUGAACAAGAACAUUGCGACGCCGCUGAAUCAACACGACUUGAUCAGUCGCAAGAACAGCGACGGAAAGGACCAGAAUCUUUUCUCCAACGGCAACCAUGCCAAGGAGGAGCUGAUUGUCCGGUCCAACAAGUUCCAGAACGAACAGCACACAUAUCCAAGCGCCAACUCCGCGUCCACAUAUCAAAAGCCAAUUAGUAGCGUAGCGCCCACUUCGAUCCACCACUCCAACAUUCCAUCCACAGUCUACCAGACGUCGUCAAUCAAAGUCCAGCCAGUGGAGCCUCAAACCAUCACCACCACGACCAAACCACCUUCUUCGGUCUACCAGGGCAACCAAACUCUCCCGUCGCCGCAGGGCAGUGUUCUGUCGCCACCCCAAUCAACCAGCACUCCCUUAUCAACCCCCGAGGUGUCUCAUGACAGCACCCCAAAACCAGCGCUGCCUCCUAAACCUGCGAUCAAGCCGCCCCCCAGACAAACGCAGAUCUUCACUGAAGAUCCCGCCACCAGACCGCCGCCCUUGCCCCUGACAGAACCACCUGAAGACAAAUCGUCGCCUCCUGUGGGAGCCAAGCCGCCCACUCAGAAGCCUCCCAGCAGCGAAAGUGCCACUAAAAGCGCCUCGGGGGCGCCGCCCCCUCAAUCUGAAAUGAUCAUCAAGCCGAAACCGCUCAACAUCAAGAAACAGCAGCUUAGUGAGCAACCGAAGCUGCGCAGCCUCAGCUCCAGCUCCAAGCUGAAUGGCUUGAUCUUGAGCAACCGGCGAAUCGAGUUACCGCCAGUCUUUCAUCCUUAUGCAGAGUCGCAGCAGCAGUCGGCAGAGAAGCAAGAGACUGCUCAGCUUCAAGAAAAGGAAGUCUCCAAGGACGAAACUGAUCGAAGCUCCAAAUCAUCAGUGGACGAAACCAGUAGCACCGACUCCAAAGACCUGAGGGAGGACAACGUGAUCAGAAGAAUAAAGAAAGGCAACUUGAAGCAGACGGGCAAGCACAACUUGUCCAGAAGAGUCAGCUUCGACCCAUUGGCCCUUCUGUUGGACGCCAGUUUGGAGGGCGAGUUGGAACUAGUGAGGAAAACGGCCACUCAGGUGACCAAUCCGAGCGCAGCAAACGAUGAAGGCAUCACAGCCCUGCACAACGCGAUUUGUGCAGGACACAUUGAAAUCGUGAAGUUCCUGGUGGAGUUCGGGUGCGACGUGAAUGCGCAGGAUAGUGAUGGCUGGACGCCCCUGCACUGCGCAGCCAGUUGCAAUAACCUGACGAUGGUCAGGUUUCUGGUCGAGCAUGGAGCCUGCAUUUUUGCUACCACGUUAAGCGACCACGAAACAGCGGCGGAAAAAUGUGAGGAAGACGAAGAAGGGUUCGAUGGAUGUUCGGAAUAUUUAUAUAGUGUACAGGAAAAAUUAGGAAUUCUCAACGGGGGCACAGUUUACGCAGUGUUCGACUAUACAGCCCAACAGCCCGACGAGCUCACAUUCAGAGCAGGCGAACAGUUCACGAUUUUGAGGAAAGGAGACGAAAAUGAGAGAGAGUGGUGGUGGUCGAAAUUAGGAGAUAAAGAAGGAUACGUGCCCCGAAACUUAUUGGGGCUCUAUCCGAGGGUCCAGAAAAGCGAAGACAACUAGUAGAAUAUACUAUUUUGGAUAUAUGCAAACACAUGUACCUUUUUCCUGAUUUAAAUAUAAAUAGAUAGAAUUUUCCAAUUUCUAAGCACAAAGCACCGAUUGAGUAUUGCUCUCAAGUACUUGGAUAUGAAUUUUCAUCCUGUUGAUUGUAACGUUGAAGUGGCACUGGUGCUUGACUUGUUUUGUUAAAACUUGAAAAAAGCAUUCCACUUGAGCCACUUCAACCGAGAAGCAAUAACUGUUCACACACAAGGCAGCAUUAAAAAAAUGUCUGUUAUGAUGCAAAAUAAAUCAAAACUUCUGUAUUGUUAACAUAGUUAAUUUUGAACCUUGGCUCAAUAUAGCCCCUAUAUUGUUUUAGUUAAAGGUUUGGCAGCGUAUUGUUUCAAAUGCACGUGAAAGUCCAUAUCAAAGAGAAGUUAUUCAUACAUGGUUAGCUUUAUGUUAUAGUGCAAUGAAUCAGUCUUUAGUAGUUUAAGUUAAAGGUUUGUAAUGUAAUUUUUGUCCUCUACAGCUUAAUUGUAUUAUUGUAAUAUUUGCUUUAAUAUAUUUUCGAUUUAUGUAAAUAUAUACAUAUGAAGAAUAAAGUCUAUUUACAAUUA